AUGCGCACCGGAAGUAACUGGCCAGCUCACCGGAUAUCUGCACGCGGCGCCCCGAAAAGGCCCUUUUCCGUCUCAGAGAAGUGUGGUUCAGAGCGGCAGACACAAGUGAGUUAAAAAUUCACAUUUUCUACGCCUAAAACGCAACUUAGGCAACUAUUCUGUCAUUAUUGGGAGUCGAAAUCGCCCGUCGACCGAAAACUAUCAUUAAAACUCUUCAGCUUUGGCGUUAUGUAGAUUUAUUUCUCAUAAAGGUUUACCCUACGACGGUGAGCUUUAGCAUGUGGCUAGUUUAGGUAGCACAUGUGGAUGCGGCAUGUAGAUGAUCGGUCUCAAUAGAUCACCCACCUAGUACUUUAUUUAAAAUAUAUGCAUCUGUAUACUUUUUUUAAACUUCAUUUUCAAUAAUACAGAAAUCUGUCAUUGUUAGUUUUGUGUUCGCUCGCUAAGUUUAGCUUCUCGGUUCACAAAGCUAAUGUUGAGAGAUUCAGGCAUGAUCUCCGGCCUUACUGUCACAGUCAAGUCAGAUUAUAUCCCGUUAGGUUAUGAAGUAAGGUUUUGUCUUAUAAAAGGAGUUUAGUUACUUUAAAGCAUGUGGCAACUCAUAUGAAGGUGUAGAAUUUUACUAAGAAGGUGAUUCUGCAGUGACCUCAGUUGUGGAGGAUGGUGUUAUUGAACAUUGCAGGAAUCAGAUUGACAUUAAAUUAAGACUGAAACCCCUCUCCGAAGCUGAUCCAGUCUGAUGGCUCGAAUUAUAUUCACACACGUACAGUAUAAAAUGUAGACAAGGUUGAAGCUCGUAUUUACACUCAAAUGUACAAGUUACUUUAGAAACAAAGCCAUGCUAGGUGUCAUUAUCGACCCUUAACUAAAAAUUCUCCACCUCUCCUUUCAUUCUCAGUGACUGAGUGGGAGACCGCCCCAGCUGUGGCUGAGACUCCUGAGAUCAAGCUCUUCGGCAAGUGGAGCACAGAUGAUGUCCAGAUCAAUGACAUCUCCCUGCAGGUAAACAACAACACAAAAUCACUUUACUUCUGUUUUUUCAUCUGUUAUAUUGUUAAAGCGAGGCUAGAGUCACGCCUGAACACUGACCCGUUGUCCCGGUGUGCUAGAGUGCUCGCAGAGGAAACGUCUUUGCUUAUUCAUUGGCUGUAGUCUGCUGUGGCCCAGCCAAUCACCAACUCAGACACACUGACCCUCCAUGCAUGCUGUACAUGUAGAAGACAAUGUUUGAAUCUCUUAACUUAAACCCAUCCGUUGCUCCUCAGGAUUACAUUGCUGUAAAAGAGAAGUACGCCAAAUACCUGCCACACUCUGGAGGACGUUAUGCCGCCAAGCGUUUCCGUAAGGCUCAGUGCCCCAUCGUGGAGCGUCUCACCAACUCCAUGAUGAUGCACGGCCGCAACAACGGCAAGAAGCUGAUGACCGUGCGUAUCGUGAAGCACGCCUUCGAGAUCAUCCACCUGCUGACUGGAGAGGUAUGUAGUAACGGGGAAAAUCUUCACAGAUUUGAUGUCUCUGAAUGCGGUUUAGUGUGUCUGGUUAACACAAGUGAAAUCAGAAGUUUUAUGUGGAAGACUGAGAUUGAAAUAUGAUACAGUCUGAUAUAUGCAGGCAGACAAGACCAUCAGUUCAACUUUGGGUAUUACACCAGAAAUUUGUCAAACCACUUUGUGCGUCAAUUCUGACUCUUUCUUAAAAUUUUGUCCGCAGAACCCCCUCCAGGUUUUGGUGAACGCCAUCAUCAACAGUGGACCCCGUGAGGACUCCACCCGUAUCGGUCGUGCCGGUACCGUCAGGAGGCAGGCUGUGGAUGUGUCCCCUCUCCGUAGAGUCAACCAGGUAUCAACUGAACCCAAAAAUACAACCAAUGAAGUUGUUGCUUUUGUAUCCCUGGAGAUUGAAUUUGAAUAGUGUCCUUUACAACUCAGAGAGAGGACUCUGGAGAACUUGAUUUGUUUUGAUAAACAAAAACCAGUGUUGUCUUAUUUACUGAUGUUUUAUUGUUCAAAGAUACAAGCUAAUGUUUUAAAAGAGAAAUAAACUUUUGCACCUCUUGUAUUCUAUAAAUCUCUCCCAUAUAUAAUACUGAUUUGUAAAGCGAGGCUAGAGUCACGCCUGAACACUGACCCGUUGUCCCGGUGUGCUAGAGUGCUCGCAGAGGAAACGUCUUUGCUUAUUCAUUGGCUGUAGUCUGCGGUGGCCCAGCCAAUCACCAACUCAGACACAUUACUCUACAGAUAUGAGUUACUUGAACCAAAGUUCUGCAUCUGUCUUACUUCUGCUCUCCUCGCUCUCCUCUUCUUUAGGCCAUCUGGCUGCUGUGCACAGGAGCAAGAGAAGCUGCUUUCAGAAACAUCAAGACCAUUGCCGAGUGUCUGGCUGAUGAGCUGAUCAACGCAGCUAAGGUAUGUUUAUCCUGAAGAGUAGGAUCAGUCUGGUUUGAUGUCAAAUAAAAAAGUAACUGCAAUAUUAUUCCAAACUCCUGUCUGUAUUUUUGUGCUGAACAUGUGACUCUCUCCUCAUUUCAGGGUUCAUCUAACUCUUACGCCAUCAAGAAGAAAGACGAGUUGGAGAGAGUUGCCAAGUCCAACCGUUAA
Molecule: messenger RNA, 2597 nt
Organism: Xyrichtys novacula (pearly razorfish)
Lineage: Eukaryota; Metazoa; Chordata; Actinopteri; Labriformes; Labridae
Source: the annotation of a GenBank genome assembly